AUGGCCGGAGCCACUACUUCGGCCGCGGAGAUGAUCUCGCAGCUUGAGGCGGCGCGUAAGCUCGCCCUCGCCGAUUCGCAAGUAUACAAUCAAGUCCUACCGGGGAUUCUACCUAUCAUCGGUCCCGCCGCCCAUAUCGAAGUUCGAAGAUGGGGAGCCGACUUCCUUGCCGAAGCUUUUGCGAGCCCGUCGCUGUCGAAUGCGCAGAAAGAACAAUUGUCGCCAGAGGUUAUGCCCACGCUUCGGGCCAUGCUGGAGGGACCAGGGGAGGAUCUUGAAGUGAUCAAGAGCGUGGUUCAGGCGGCAGCUAGUCUAUACCCAUUGGUAUUCAGAAGAAUAAUAUCGCAUCCCAAUGAGAUCGCACUCUGGCAGGACAUGACUAGCAUGAAGUUGAACAUUUUGCAGCGAAUGGACUCAUUCCCAGUCCCUAUCAGAAUCUGCUGCAUCAAGUUCGUGCAGAAAGUCGUGCACGUAGAGACACCCGGUGUGAUUGCAGAUCCUCGACGUCCGGAUCAAAAUGAGACUUCUAUUGCUCUCGUCCCUCGAAAUCAUCCUUUAUUGCAACUACAAAACCUCGAAGCUGAAGCAUCGGGGUUGCUGGAUAGGCUCUUGAGCAUAUUCCAGGAAAAUUCAAUCGACCCCAUCGUCGUCGAUGCCACACUCAACUGCCUUGCUAUUCUGAUCAAAACCAGGCCUUCAAUCUCCACGAAGAUCGUGUCAGCUAUCCUCAACUUCAAUCCGUUCAAACAAGCGAACUCGCCGAUGACGCCGCGGCUCAUGGUCAUCGUAAGGUCGAUGGAGAGGACUACUAGAGCUCUCCUGAGAUGGGUUCUCCGCUCUGUGCCGAAUCAUCCACUCGAACCGAAGAUACAGGCAUACCUUAUGAGGUUGCAACAAUCGCGGUCAACGUUGUUUUCGGACAGUACAGCUCAGAAGCGUCCUGCAGAACCCACCGACGGCUUGGAUGAUGCGAAAAGACAAAGGCUUUCGGGACCACGCAAGUUCCCUCCCAUGCCACCACCUCCGAAUUCUGUUGCACAACUCUUCACGCUUACGGAAGACCCUGCCCUUCAACAAUUUGACGUCAGCCUCCUUCCCGCCGAUAUUGUCAGCACAGUAACAGCUGUGUUCUUGCAACAUCUCGAUUCCAACUCAUUGGACGAAGCCGUCAAUGCCAUCCGCGCGAGAUAUACCCAUCUACAAAAGGCCAGUCAACCCACUCCUGUGCCCGAUGUGCCUAUGGCCGGCCCAACAGGCAUCGAUGACGAUGAUGAUUACGACCCCGAAUUCCUCACCAGUGGAGAAAUGGUGGUGGAAGCCACGACGGAAAAGGCGCUGGAGGAACUUGCGCAGCCGGCUAUCGAUUUGGGUCCAUUCGAGCUGCCGAAACCUCCUCCAUUGACGGGCACAGAAGUUGCCGUGUUGUCCGAUCAGACGGUUGGCCAUGUCUUCCAGCUGGUCGCAUCCCUCGAGGCUGCUGGACAGACACAUGCCAAACAGAAAUUGGGUCUCAACCGUCUUGCUGCAAGUACCAACGACCGCGACUCUUGGGUUACCAUCCUCAUGCGGCUGGCAACUCGAGCGCCUGCUGGACUGGAUGAUGUUGUGGCUGCACUAACAGGGGACGCUGAAUCUAACCAAAUCGUCAAGUCGGAAGAGACCGAAGAACGUAAUGUUGCCAACCGGAUCCGGCAGACUCUUUUCAUGUAUAUCCUGGACGACUUCCGACCCCGGCUGAAUGUCGCCAUCUCCUGGCUCUCGGAAGAGUGGUACGCGGACAAGAUGACGGCCAAGACACAUCCAGAGUUGGGACAUCUCCCAAACUAUACCCGAUGGGUGCAUCGCCUGAUUGAUCGGCUGCUGCCUUAUCUGGACGCCAGGGACAAGAACCUGCUGAUUCGAUUCUUGUCCGAGAUUCCAGCCAUCGAUCGCGACAUCUUGGACCGUGUCAAGAGUCUGGCGAGAGACCCCGAGAGAAUCAGCAUGUGUAUUCUGGCCAUGCAGUAUCUCUUGAUGAUGCGCCCGCCGGUACGGGACAUUGUGCUGGACACGAUUGAGUCGAUAUGGUACGACGGCGAUGCGCAGGCGAAGAACGCAACGGCCAAAGUUCUAGCGAAAUGGAGGCCAGGCUUCUUGGACCAAGCGGGACAGCCCAAGAAGGAGGAAGGUACACAGGAAGAGACGAAACCGAAUGGCCUGAAGAGUCCACCGACUUCCAAAGCCGAUGUGGUGGAUCCUAGAAAGAGGAUGGUGCAGGCGGCUGUUGCUGCAGGUCAUGGUUAA
Messenger RNA from Capronia coronata CBS 617.96, 2283 nucleotides. RefSeq lists its product as uncharacterized. The coding region runs from base 1 to 2283 and encodes 760 amino acids. The record is from RefSeq and is a predicted model, not a curated record. NCBI's taxonomy places the organism in Eukaryota, Fungi, Ascomycota, Eurotiomycetes, Chaetothyriales, Herpotrichiellaceae. The transcript has 4 exons. Gene Ontology annotation, cellular component: mRNA cleavage and polyadenylation specificity factor complex.